This is a messenger RNA of Carassius gibelio (silver crucian carp), 3981 nucleotides long. RefSeq names its product vesicular, overexpressed in cancer, prosurvival protein 1. Bases 233 to 760 code for a protein of 175 amino acids. The transcript is spliced from 5 exons. Gene Ontology annotation, cellular component: cytoplasmic vesicle membrane. NCBI's taxonomy places the organism in Eukaryota, Metazoa, Chordata, Actinopteri, Cypriniformes, Cyprinidae. The record is from RefSeq and is a predicted model, not a curated record.
GAAGCCUUGAGCUGUCUGUGCGCGCUAAUAUCGCUUGCUGCUGUUUUUCACCGGUGGAAAUCAUUUCAUUGUUGCGCGAGCGCGGAUCAAGCUGCUCUCUCCUCACCGACACACACACACAUACACACACACACACACCGCGCCUCCAGCAUGCUUGUGCUUCUGCUGUGAACAUUCUCGCUUUAAGGCAAUGAGAGCUCCGUCCUGACAGCAUUUGUUCCCUCGGUGCAGGAUGCAGGAGCGGGUGAAGCGCGGUGGAGCGGCGGUGCUGCUGACGCUGUGCGCGGUGCUCGAGUGCAUAGAAGCAAAGAAGUACUGCUGGUAUUUUGAAGGAGGAUACCCCAUCUAUUUCAUAUGUCGCUCGUAUGAGGAAUGCUGUGGGACUCGCUGCUGCGUCCGAGCGCUUUCCAUCCAGAGACUCUGGUAUUUCUGGCUGCUGCUGAUGAUGGGCGUGCUCUUCUGCUGCGGAGCAGGCUUCUUGAUUCGCCGGAGGAUGUAUCCAUCAGCGCUCAGCGAGGAGCCCGCCUUCAACGUGUCCUUCACCAGACACCCGGUCAGCUCGCCAGUGUCGCAGCAGCCGGGCAUGCAAGGCUACGGUGACCCCUGCGGCGCCAUGACGACGGCCCUGACCCCAGCCUACCCGGGUCACAUGAUGAGCUCGUACCCCCCACCGCCCUCCUACUGCAGUCAUCCGCCGCCCUCGUACGAUCAGCUCUUCAGGAACGGCGAGAAGAAGAGCCUCAGCCGGUCCUCGCAGUGAGACGCCGCUCUCGCUCUUUCUGCCGGUCACAGUCUGUUUGACCUUUGACUGGUGACCUGUGGAGGGGCAACAGAGAACAGUGGUCCUGAUGGGGUUUGAGACGGACUUCUCUCCUGACGGAGCUGUGAAGAAGAGAUGCCAAGCACACGAGAUACUGAGAGUCUGGACUCUUUCUUUGAGAAGUGGGUCUUGAGGGACAGGAGAUGAAAACACAGCACAUCCAUCCUGAGGACGACCGCACUUCAGAACACAUCCUGAUCUCAGAUGAGCGUUUAUCACAUUACACCCGCUCAGUAUCAUCCUCCUGAGCCUCUCAAACAUCUGGAAGCCUGUUCAUGCCACUGGAUUAUUAAAAAUAAAUAAAAGAUAAAAAUAAGGUAAUUGACACUUUUCCUCUCGGAAUUCUGACUUUUUAUUUUGCAACUGCAAGUUCAAUUCUGACUUCUUCUUUUUUUAAGAAAGUUUUGUAAGAAAAUAGUUUUAUUGUCAGAAUUAGUCAGAAUGACUCGUGAUUGCAAGUUUAUAUCUAACAAAUAUGAGAAGUCAGAAAUACGAGAUAUGAACUGAGAAAGUGCAAGAAAGGUCAGAAGUGUGACUCGUUUCGCAAUUAUGCCUCUUUUUUUGUGUGUGUGUGUGUGUGUGCGUGCAUGCGUGUUUGUGUGUGUGUGUGUGUGUGUGUGUGCGUGCAUGCGUGUUUGUGUGUGUGUGUGUGUGUGUGUGUGUGUGUGUGUGUGUGUGUGUGUGUGUGUGUGUGUGUGUGUGUGUGUGUGUGUGUGUGUGUGUGUGUGUGUGUGUGUGUGUGGCAGAAACAGGCUUCCAUACAAACAGGAAUUUGGCUGAUGUUUUGUUCCAGUCCCAGUGGUUUAAAGGGUUAAUAAACUCUUGUCUGUGUAUGAAUCUGAAAUAGAUGAUGAGCUCACAUGGAGGGAGUCUGCUGAAGUCAUGUUAACUGAGCAAUUUAUUCACAUCUUUUCUGCUUCAUUACAGCCAGAGUGGAUGGGCCAGAAACUGCAGAAGCUCGUUUCGGGUUAAAUGUCUGGUUUUAUUGGAGAGUUCACUCUCGUUAAUGGUCCUCUGAGAGUUUAUCUGUGCAGAUUAAUUACUGGACUACAAUCAUCACUGAAAUAUAAUGAUUCAAACCCAGUGAGAAAUACAGCUGUAUUCAGAGUCAUUUAGCACAACACCUGCUAGAAAACUACUGGAAUUAGUUUCAGGGCUCUUCAUUAGCACCGAAAACAAUCAGAUGUGAAGCACACACCUGUAAGAGAAACAGGUCAGUUUAGCUCGAAGGGAAUCAUUUAAGAUUUUAAAGGGAAUUUGAACAGAAUCACUGUUUCACGGCUGUUCACGGAGACGCGGCUGCGGUUCAGUGAACGAGCCGUUUAACAUCAAAUCUGCGCUGGAUACUAAUAUCCAAACUAUAGUGAAAACACUAUCAAUUAGCACAGUAACAAGAUCGGCAGUUUAAGACAUUAACUUGUAAGCACAAAACACAAGAUACUUCUCUUUUCAAUAUGAAUAAGGCUUUAUUAGAUAAAUCUAAGACAUAUAAACUAAUCUAACACAUAAACGCACACACACAUUCACACAAGUUGCAGGAAGAUCGAAAGUUAGGGAAAGAUGAGUUUAAGAGAAUGGAAAUAUGGAAUCCCAAGUUUACAGCAAUACGUUAAAUUGCAUAGACAUGAACAACCAUCAAUCACGUAAUUACCCCUCGCAUUGAGUUCCUCAGUGAGGUUAAAAUUAUAUUAGAUACACCAGUAAAGGUCAGAGUCUGGAGGAGUUACUUGCGUCUCCUGUGUAAACGGGUUCCCUUUGCUGUCGUUAAAAGGGGGUUUCCUGAUGUUUCUGAUUGGCUGGAAGUUCAGUAGUCGCUGAAGUGAGUCUUGGGAAGCCUGUGGUUGGGCGUUUGCUGAAGAUGGAGAGUUGUGUGGCUGGUUGAAGUUGAACGGGCAGUCGAGGUCAGACACGGCGUUACAAAACUUAACUCAGAACACGAAACUCUCAAACGGAAAAGAAAAGAAACUAAAGUAAAAGAACAGAAGUAAAGUUUGACGAGACUAGGUGGUGUUUCUUUUCAUCGUGGCUGAGUAGCAGCAGGUGUGCAAGCCGAAACACGCUGGAACCGCGCUCAAAGAAUGCUAACAGUGAUGACUAAAACCUAAAGGUAGGAGCAAAAGCUAAAAGCAAAGAUUUGAUGGUGUCCUGAGUAUUUAAACUGCCCUGUUGGCCACACCUCAAAUGUUGUCUUGACCAAUCAGAUAUUGUCUUGGCUCGGGGGUAUCAUAAAUCAUAUGGGGGGGGGGGGGGUUACAUGUGCUGGCCGGCAUUGCAUCUCAAUUACUUUCCCCAAAUUUGACAAUCUCUUCUCUGAAUUGAAAUUGUCAAUAAUUGUUCUAAUGGUGUUAAUGUUUAAUUUGUGUGGUUCGGGUCUGAUACGCUACACUCUGGUUAUCUGUUAACAUCUCUGUGAAGAGAAUGCAGAUGCAAAAUUGUUUCAUAUUUAAACCCUGAGUAAAAUUAAACUUCAUAAUAAAUUAUAAUUAGCCCGAAAAUGUAAUAUAUAUAUUUAGGACUAAGAAACCUUUUUUUGUGAUUACAGGUCCAAUAAGAACAUUAAGAGUAAUAUUAUUAAGAUCAAUAUUGUUGUUGUUGUUAUUUUGGGGGGUAAAAUAUGACUGAAACAUGGUCUUCUUAACAUUCACCAACCAGCACUAUUAGAAUAUAUAUAUAUAUAUAUAUAUAUAUCUCAAAUUAGACUGAUUUGUAGGCCAUUUUUAGUAGAUGUGAUCCUGAACGUUUUAUUUGAAUGUGAUUAGUAUAUUGAAUGCUGGCUGGUUCCUAUUCUUGAUGUUGUGACUGUAAAGACUGGAUAUGAAAGUACAUGAAAAACACACAGAGCAUCAAUAGGUUGGGGUAUAUUUUAAGUCAUUCAAAGCCGUUUUGAAAGUGUUGUUUUUUGUCGUUGUGGUCCACUGUUCAUGGUUUCGUUUGAAGCUGAACUAUGCAAAGAGCGACUGAGUCCAUCUGCUAAUGUUGGAGUUUGUUUUCUGUUUUCUGGUGGAAGAGAUGUUCAGAUUCAAGCACCGCUGUAAACUGUACGUGUCACACAUCUGCCUCUGACACGAUCUGUGGAUUGACACCAGCAAACCCUUCACAGUGAAACACUCCUGAUGUCAGAAAAUCAUGAACUCUGAUAAUAAAGCUCCCUCUGUUCCAGA